Messenger RNA from Labeo rohita (rohu), 1907 nucleotides. RefSeq names its product NSL1 component of MIS12 kinetochore complex (gene nsl1). Gene Ontology annotation, biological process: mitotic sister chromatid segregation. The transcript is spliced from 6 exons. NCBI's taxonomy places the organism in Eukaryota, Metazoa, Chordata, Actinopteri, Cypriniformes, Cyprinidae. The coding region runs from base 41 to 772 and encodes 243 amino acids. The record is from RefSeq and is a predicted model, not a curated record. Gene Ontology annotation, cellular component: kinetochore; MIS12/MIND type complex.
CUUCCGUUUCCAGGAUUAUUUUGAAAAAUAAGCGGCAGUCAUGGAGGAAGGUUGUGAAAACGGGGCGGAUUUUAGAGUAAACGUCAAGUCGAAAAAACAUAUCCGUGAACAGCUUGAAAAAUAUAAAGACUUAUUUAAAAAGUUGCUCGACGGACAAUGCCAUAUUUCUGAGGAAGACAAAGCUAAAUUGCUUCAAGAAAUGGUUGUGAACUUCGAAUUUACAGUGCAAGAAAAUUUAGUUAUUGGUGGCUUGUCAUGGGACGAGGCGUCAGAGGAUUAUUGUGAAGACAAUGAGAACACAAUAAAUGACAUUCUAGAUGAGAAAAUAGUAGAGACUGCCUGCAAACGCACCUCUUACCCAAAGCAAAUACGUAACCAUGUUGUGCGAUCCUUAAAAGCAGAGAGGAAACUUCUGGGUUUGUAUGAACAAGCAGUGAAGCCACAAGACCUAAAGCCAGACCCAGCUCAAGACACUGUCAUCAAAAAUGUAUCCGCUGCUGCACCUGCAAUGUUCAAACAAGCCAGUACAGUUAUGAAGUCCCUGAAAAGUCUGAAGCAGGCAGCCGAGGGCUUGCGUCAAGUGCUUGACAUGCAGCCUUCAGUGGAGUCGGUGGAAAUCUACAGAGAAGUUUUUGGCAGUUCAGUAGGAGGCGUCUGUCCAGACCUUCACCACAGGCUUCCCUCCACCAUCAAAAGAGCUGCGUCUGAUUCAGAAUACAGUGCAGACUAUGUACCUGCUCCAAAAAUCAACCCAAUGACUGAUGCAAAUUAAGGUGUAGUCUGUAAUCUGUAUGUGUGUGUAUCAUUUUGUGUGGGAAUGGAGAAGGGCAGUAUGGGAGCGUUGUAUUGACACUUGUUAUAAGUAUUUUGUAUGCUGAUUCUUACACACAUAUUGUAAAUAAAUAUUAAAGAAAUACUUUGUGCGUGUAGUUUAGGAAAUACACUACCAGUCAAAAGUUUUUUAAUGUUUUUGAAGAAGUGUCUUCUGCUCACCAAGCCUGUGUUUAUUUGAUCCAAAAAAAUUUUUGCUAUUUAAAAUAACUGCUUUCUAUUUGAAUAUAUUUUAAAAUGCAAUUUAUUCCUGAGAUCAAAGCCAAAUUUUCAGCAUCAUUACUUCAGUCUUCAGUGUCACAUGAUCCUUCAGAAAUCAUUCUGAUAUUACUGUUCAAAAAAAUGUAAGUAUUAUUAUCAAUAUUUAAAACAGUUGUGUACAUUUUUUCAGGAUUCUUUGAUGAAUAUAAAGAUCCAAAGAUCUGCAUUUAUCUACACUAAAAAGCUUUUGUAACAGACAAAAUACCAUUAUUUUUUUGGGAAAGAAAUUAUAAAAAAAAAUACUUUCAUUUAGCAAGGAUGCUUUCAAUUGAUCAAAAGGGAUGACAAAGGCAUUUAUAAUGUUACAAAAGUUUCUAUUUCAGAAAAAUGCUGUUCUGAACUUUCUAUUCAUCAAAAAACCUGAAAAAAAUGUACUCAGCUGAUUUCAACAUCAUAAUUUUUUUGAGCAGCAAAUCAGAAUAUUAGAACGAUUUCUGAAGGAUCAUGUGACUGGAGUAAUGAUGCUAAAAAUUCAGCUUUGAAAUCACAAAUUACAUUUAUAAAAUAUAUUCAAACAGAAAACAGUUAUUUUAAAUAGUUAAAAUAUUUUACUGUACUUUAGAUCAAAUAAAUGCAGGAUUGUUGAGCAGAAGAGCCUUAAAGAUCUUACUGUUCAGAAACUUUUGACUGGUAGUGCUUUUUUCAAUUACAAUAAAUUACUUUUUAGAGAACUAUUGUGCUGAUGUGGUCCAGGUUUAUACCACAAGGUAUUUUUCGUCUCCCAGUGUUGGUUUCCAAAUACUGGCACUGAACACGGUUUUGUUAAACAAAAUGUGAUCAAUAAACAUUGACUAGAAGGGCACUUUUUGUAUCCU